Molecule: messenger RNA, 1648 nt
Organism: Syngnathus typhle (broad-nosed pipefish)
Lineage: Eukaryota; Metazoa; Chordata; Actinopteri; Syngnathiformes; Syngnathidae
Gene: bysl
Product: bystin-like
Exons: 7
Coding region: 140-1456 (438 amino acids)
Biological process (GO): rRNA processing
Cellular component (GO): cytoplasm; preribosome, small subunit precursor; nucleolus
Molecular function (GO): snoRNA binding
Source: RefSeq, a predicted model, not a curated record
GUGACUACUUCCCUCAUGAAAUACACUUGCACGUGUUUAGCUAACUUCUGUUUACACUGAUUCAAUGCAUUUACACAUCAAUUAACACGCGCGAACAAGUAUAUGAACAUUUCUAUUACACACUAAACAAAGUGCAACUAUGCCUAAAGUGAGAAAAUCUAAAGGAGAAGGUGACAACCGGGGGCAGUCGGACACGCUGGUUGACCAGAUGCUACAGGGCGACACGGUUCGAGGGAAAGACAAAAGCCGAGUAAAGCUUCGGGACGAUCGGAUUGAGAGCGAAGACAAGUACGUGAACGAACGUCUGUCCAGGAAAAUCCUGCAACAAGCCAGGAUUCAACAAGAGGAACUCCAGAGCGAAUAUGGCCUGCUGCCAAAGAAGAAAGCACCCGUCACUGUUCUUGGUUCCUCAUCUCAGGAUGCAGAUUCAGAUGAGGAGUGGCCAGAGCUGGGAGCAACAGUUGGUAAAGAUGAUGCCAACGCUGUGUAUGACACCGAAGUUGUGGUCGACCCUGAUGACGAGAAAGCGAUUGAGAUGUUCAUGAAUAAGAAUCCCCCAAUGAGGCGAACACUAGCGGACAUUAUAAUGGAGAAGAUAACAGAAAAACAGACCGAAGUGGGAACAGUGAUGUCAGAAGUAUCUGGCUGUCCAAUGAAACAACUUGACCCCAGAGUAGUAGAAGUGUACAGAGGUGUCAAUAAGGUCCUGUCAAAAUAUCGCAGUGGAAAGUUGCCAAAGGCUUUCAAAAUAAUACCAGCGCUUUCGAACUGGGAGCAGGUCCUGUAUUUGACUGAGCCUGAGACCUGGACGGCAGCUGCCAUGUAUCAAGCGACACGAAUCUUCUCCUCUAAUCUGAAAGAGCGAAUGGCCCAGAGAUUUUACAAUUUGGUGGUGUUGCCCAGAGUUCGGGAUGAUAUUGCAGAGUACAAGAGACUGAACUUUCAUCUUUAUAGUGCUCUGAAGAAAGCCUUGUUCAAACCGGGUGCCUGGUUUAAAGGUAUUUUGAUACCGCUGUGCGAAUCUGGGACAUGCACUCUCAGAGAGGCAAUCAUCAUUGGAAGCAUCCUGACAAAGUGUUCUAUUCCUGUGCUCCACGCCAGUGCCACGAUGCUCAAAUUGGCAGAGAUGGAGUAUAACGGUGCCAACAGCAUUUUCCUGCGUCUGUUGCUCGACAAGAAAUACGCCCUGCCUUUCCGUGUGCUGGAUGCCUUGGUGGCUCACUUCCUGUCUUUCCGCAGCGAAAAACGAGUGCUUCCUGUGCUCUGGCAUCAGAGUUUACUCACACUAGCUCAGCGCUACAAGGCCGACCUGGCCUCCGAACAGAAGACAGCGCUGCUGGAGCUGCUCAAGAUACAAACCCACCCUCAGAUCUCGGCAGAGAUUCGUAGAGAACUGCAAAACUCUGAGUCACGGGAUAUUGAAAUCGGAAUCCCCGCUAACAUUGAUAUGGACUGAAAAUGUGUUAAUCUUUUUUCCCUACACAGUAUGUCAGGCAGAAUUUCAACUUGGACUUUUUGGUAUUUAAAAAGUGCAUUAAUGUCACCGGAGUUGCAGUGUCUGCUAAGAAAUGCUGUCUGUGUAUUUGAUGAUGACUACAACUCAAAGCAGCAGUUUGUAGUAUUAAAAGAAAACUGAAUCCACAACAAA